GACAUUGUUAAUUCAAAGAUUGGAAUGCAAAGACCGCAAAUUGGUCAAAGCAUCAGUCAGCAAGGAUUUUUUUCAUCACGUGAUAGCUUGUCAGUACCAUGCGUAUCACAUCCGUUACACUCCUAUUCAGCAACAACGUCUGAUAUGGAUUUAUCGCGUAAGAAUGAGAGCAAAAGUAGUAGUAAACUGAAACCAGGCGAACAGCCAUUACUCGGUUCAUGGAAUCCGUCAACAGCACCGCGUGAAUCGCUUGCUCAUCCCACUGCCACAUCAGCAUCGACCAAUCAUUUAACUAGCAAUAAUGGAAAUGGUGUCAAUAGUAGUAAUAAUGCAGAUAGACAAAUACGUCGCUCAGUAUGUGCCACAACAACAUCACAUCGAAAGUCUUCACCAAAAUGGACAUUUGUGUUCGAUCCCGCGGGACGUCUUUGCUAUUACUGGUCAAUGGUUGUGUCAUUAGCAUUUUUAUAUAACUUUUGGGUCAUCAUCUUCCGAUUUGCAUUUCAAGAGAUUAGCGGAGAAACACUUUUAAUGUGGUUUUGUCUCGACUACUUUUCCGACUUUUUAUAUCUACUCGACAUUCUCUUUCACUUUCGUACGGGAUAUCUUGAGGAUGGCGUACUUCAAACGGAUUCGACGAAAAUGCGACAACAUUAUAUGAAUUCGACGACCUUUUACAUCGACUGCCUGUGCUUGUUACCAUUAGAUUUUUUAUAUUUGAGCAUCGGUUUUAAUUCAAUAUUAAGGUCGUUUCGAUUAGUCAAAAUUUAUCGAUUUUGGGCGUUCAUGGAUCGUACGGAACGUCACACAAAUUAUCCAAAUCUUUUUCGUUCAACAUCGCUCAUACACUAUUUACUAGUGAUAUUCCAUUGGAAUGGAUGCUUGUAUCAUAUAAUUAAUAAGAAUAAUGGAUUCGGUUCCAAGAAUUGGGUCUUUAGCGAUUCAGAAUCGGUGGAUGUUGUGAAACAGUAUCUACAAAGUUAUUACUGGUGUACGCUUGCUUUAACGACAAUUGGUGAUUUACCGAGACCACGAUCAAAAGCCGAAUAUGUUUACGUGAUAUGUCAAUUAUUGUUUGGAUUGAUGCUUUUUGCCACCGUUCUUGGGCAUGUUGCUAAUAUUGUGACUUCUGUUAGUGCUGCUCGCAAAGAGUUUCAGGCAAAACUCGACGGCGUGAAAACGUACAUGCGAAUGCGUCGUGUUCCAAAUCAUUUGCAAGUGAAAGUCAUCAAAUGGUUUGAUUAUUUAUGGCUCACCCAAAAAUGUUCCGAUGAAGAGAGAGCAGUCUCUUGUCUUCCUGAUAAACUUAAGGCUGAAAUAGCUAUAAAUGUUCAUUUAGAUACACUCAAACGAGUGGAAAUUUUUCAAAAUACCGAAGCUGGUUUCUUAUGCGAACUUGUGCUGAGGUUACGACCGGUGCUCUUUUCACCCGGUGACUAUAUAUGUCGGAAGGGUGAAGUGGGUAAGGAGAUGUACAUAGUAAAUCGAGGACGUUUACAAGUGGUUGGUGAUAAUGGUAAAACCGUCAUGGCAUCACUUAAAGCUGGCUCGUAUUUCGGCGAAAUUAGUAUACUGAAUAUGGGAACAGCAGGUAAAGCUCUUGGCAAUCGUCGCACCGCAAGUGUUCGUUCAGUAGGUUACAGUGACCUAUUCGUAUUGAGCAAGAAGGACAUGUGGGAUGUAUUAAAAGAAUAUCCAGCAGCACGAGUGCGACUCGAAGCAAUUGCUGUGAAGCGAUUAGAAAAAUAUAAGAAGGCACCGCUUGAGAAAGUUGCUAUGGGUCGCUGCUCAUCGACUCCAGGUCUCGUUGAAUCAAAGGAUCGUACGACUGUUGAGGAAAUGUGGAUAUCACCGCAACCGCUUCCUUCUGUGGCACCAUCAUAUGUUACACAACAAACUAAUUUACAUUAUAGUCCGAAAUCACAUCGACGUGAAAGCAAUGCGAAUACGGAGAGGACGAGAAUAACUGAUUCACCGGGCUCUAUGAGUCCAUCUGUACAUAGUUCCGAAGAACGUCCAAGAAGUAGAAUUACGUCACAUUCAUCACGCCUUCAUUCGCAGCCAUGUCGAAAUGUUGGUUCACUGACACAUCUGGAAUCAGGUGCAACACCACUGCUUGGUUCACACGAAGCUUUAGAAGACGAGAUAAAGCGAUUACGUUCGCGUCUUCAUACGGUAGAGUCAGAAAAUAUAUCAUUAAGUACGAAACUCACACAGCAGCAAUGGGAAGUUGAGCAUCGAUUAGCGGAAAUUGAAAUGCAAAUUUGCGGUGCAUCAUCGCGCGGAUCUGUAUCGAGUCAGGACAAUGAGCAAGAGGACACGGAACGUAAUCGUGAAAGUAUCAUAUAACACUCUGGAGACCAGCACCAUAUGUCUGUCAACAGUAAACAUUUAGCCGCCUUAGUUUAUGUACGAUGUAUGACAUAAGAUGAAAAAUAUUUAAAACAAAUGGAAAAAUUCUCUCUUUCUAUCUCUCUCUCUCCCAACUGUAUCUGAAACACAACAUUCCACGACACUUAAUUCUGCAAAAAAUAGACACACGCUUGGAUUCGAACGAAAAAAAGAACUUUUUCACAUUCCGCGGGUACAACUCAAAUAUACAUUUUUUAGACACACACACACACUCACAGAUAAAUAAAAAGAUACACAAAAAGAUUGUAAAUUAAAAAUGAUGAAAAAAAAUUGUUGAAUAACUAAGAAAUUAGAAACGAAUUAAACCCCAUAAAAAAAUGGAUGUAAGGAAAAUAAUGUAUGAGAAAAUGUGAAGGAAUAAGUUUUAAUUAAGAAAGAAAUUUCAAUUAUAUUCGAAAGACAAAAAAAAAAUUAUUAUGAGUUGUUGAGAAAGUUAAGAAUUGUGUCAGUGACUUGAGUGCAUUUUUUAGGGGGUUUGGUGCUUUAUUUGCACGACUAACUAGACUUCAGAGAAAGAAAGCUGUAUCUUAUGCUAUUUCUCAGGACUAUCAGCAAUAAAUGAAGAAUUUUAAGAAUUUGUUGAGUAUGGAUGAACCAAGGGAUGGUUCAAGGAUGGUCCAAUGUGAACUUAUGAAGCUAAAGAUGGGAUCAAAUGAGUUGAAAAGGGUUCGAAUGAGGUUCAAGGGGCUCAACAAAGUUCCAAUCGGCUAAAGUGGGCAAAUCGAGGUUCAAUGGGAUUAUUGGGGUUAAAUGAAGGUUAAGUGACGUUCAUAUGAAUUAAAGAGUGUCAGAGGUUAUCCUAAAAGAUGCAAUAUAAUCAAUGAGGUUCAUAGCACUUUAAAAACGGUUUAAUGGUGAUUAUAUGAGUUUAAGGUUAUCCAAAAAGCUCUAAAAGAGUCAAAUGCAUUCUUGAGAUUUUUGGAAAAAAUGCAUUCUUGAGAUUGAAAUUGGAAAUUAUAAUAUUUUAAAUUAUCUUCUAAAAAUGCAAAAUACUUGAGAAUAUAAAAGGGUUGUCUAGAGACUUAGAACACCCUGGAAAGCAAAUAGUUUAAUCAAUCAUAAAUCCGAAACCAAGCUAGCAUGACUCUGGCGUUGAGUCGGAUUUAAAUAGAAUCCAGCUCCAUUCCAAAACCACGGGGACUUAGCGUCAGAUUUCUGAUCGAUUAACCGACUUGUGCUUUUUGGAACCCUUUGUUCGAAAAUGAAUGUCUAAAUGAGCCCCUAAAGCAAAAGCUAAUUUGUCAUUUCUUUGAGUCAUUAUUGUGUUCCUAAAUUAAUUUGAUACUAUCUGUAAAUUUUAAGGAUAUAAAGCAUCCAAAUGAAUACUGCAAAAAAAAAAGAAUCUAAAGUUUUGUUAUCUCUUAAUUAGAUCUCUUCACUUGUAUAAAAAAUCCCAAUCUGUUGACAAUUCCAACACAUUUCCUUCAACCAUCAACUUUGCAACCAAUGCAAAGCAAAACUUGUGUUCAUUAAAAAUAAAAUGAGCCAAAAAACCACAUUUUUGAAUUAAAAAACUUUUGUUUAAAACAAGUGCAGAAAAAAAUUACAAUAUUUGUUUUGGAAGAGAAAUGACAAAAAGUGAAAAAUUUCUAUUAAGGCAUUGAGUUGUGUGCUUUAAAUCUGCUUGCAAUACUUUAGGAUUUUUAAUUAAAAAAGCUAUGUGAAAAAAAUGAAUAUUAAUUAAGGAUGACUUAGUAAUAAUAUUUUGGGAAGUUUUAUGAAGGCUUUUGCGGGAAAGGAAAUGAAAAAGAAAAUUGAGGAAAAAGUCAAUAAUAUUGAAAUUUUUUACCCUCGAUUAAUUUCUAAAUUUAUUUGAGUUUCUUUUCGUGUUAAUUUCAAGUAUUGGGCAAAAUUAUGCGCUUUAAAGUUUUUUAAAAAAUUAUUUAAAAAUCA
Molecule: messenger RNA, 4305 nt
Organism: Chironomus riparius
Lineage: Eukaryota; Metazoa; Arthropoda; Insecta; Diptera; Chironomidae
Source: the annotation of a GenBank genome assembly